GGGAAUUUAAAACUUACAAAAACUUUGUACUAUUUUACAAGAAUUUUUUAUUUUUUUUUUAAAAAAGGAGGGAUCAAUUCAAUUGUCUUUUUCAAUCAGUCCAAGAAGAUGACAUUAUCUAAUUUCGUUUGCUUCGACAAGCAAUAUUUUAUUGUUGGCGACAAGCGGCAAUUUUGUUGAUGGCCACUGAUGAGUCAGACCGCUUCACACAAUAUAUAUUCAUUACUCGUACUUUCAUUGUCAUCUCAAUCUGUGAUUUGCAGACGAGCGAUAUGGCCGAUACUUUGCUUCCCACCGAAAUGGCUCCUUCCAAAUCUGCUCAAGAAUUGUUCAUCAAUGGUGAUGAACCACCCCCUCGCUACAUAGUUAAGGAAAGCAAUUUUGGGUCUAUAGAUUCUUCUCCUCCAUUAGCUCCAAUUCCAACCAUAGACGUCAGUCUCCUCUUGCCCUCAUCAUCACCUUCUUCCAUUCAAGAACUGGACAAACUAAGAUCAGCUCUCAGCUCAUGGGGUUGCUUUCAGGCAAUAGGCCAUGGAAUAUCAGAUUCAUUAUUUGACAGAGUGCGUGAAGUUGCCAAACAGUUCUUUGAACUUCCUGUGGAAGAGAAAAAGAAGUACUCUAGAGCAGAUGAUGAAGGUGAAGGAUGGGGAGGUGACUUGAUUGUUUCAAGAAAACAAGUUCUAGACUGGUCGGACCGCUUAGUUCUUAAAGUACUCCCUGAAGAUGAGAGAAAGCUCAAUAAAUGGCCACAAUAUCCAACUGAUUUUAGUGAGGUUUUACAUGAUUAUGCUUUGAAGGUGAAGUGUGUUUUAGAUAUUCUCUUUAAGGCCAUUGCAAAGUCAUUGAAUUUGGAAGAGAAUAUCUUCUUGAACCAGUUUGGAGAGCGGGCAUCUUUGAUCAGUAGAUUUAACUUCUACCCACCUUGUCCAAGACCUGAUCAAGUUCUUGGUCUCAAGCCUCAUUCAGAUAAAUCAGGGAUGACAGUUCUACUGCAGGACAAAGAGGUGGAAGGUCUUCAUGUUCUCAAGGAUGAUCAAUGGUUCAAAGUCCCCAUAAUUCCCCACGCCCUUGUGGUUAAUGUGGGCGAUCAAAUGCAGAUAAUGAGUAAUGGAAUUAUCAAGAGCCCGGUGCACAGAGCAGUAACAAACCCUGAGAAGCUGAGGAUUUCUGUGUCUGUAUCUAAUGAGGCAGAAGAAGAAAGAGAGAUUGGACCAGCAGAUGGCUUGAUGGAUGAGAAAAGGCCUAGGUUGUAUAGAAAUGUGAAAAACUAUGCUGCAAUCAACUUUGAAUGCUUUCAGUUGGGGAAGGUAGCAAUUGAUACUGUCAAGGUCUAGUUCAUGCAGAAUGAUGUUGAAAUUUGAAGUUCUAUGAGAAUUGUAGUUCUUUUAUAAGGAAUAAAUCUGCACAAAACUGCAGCGUUUUGCGUAAUGCUGCAAAAGCGCGGUGUUUUGAUGUGGCUGUGUUAGAAAAACUGAAUAUUGACAUGGUUAGAAGUGUUGUGUAUUAAAGUGCUGCUGUUUUUAGUACUUGUGUAAAAAUAUUGUUUGAAAUUGUGAGU
Cornus florida is the source of this 1558-nucleotide messenger RNA. Its product is annotated as protein SRG1-like. The coding region runs from base 180 to 1334 and encodes 384 amino acids. The transcript is spliced from 4 exons. Lineage: Eukaryota; Viridiplantae; Streptophyta; Magnoliopsida; Cornales; Cornaceae. The record is from RefSeq and is a predicted model, not a curated record.